Molecule: messenger RNA, 2106 nt
Organism: Glossina fuscipes
Lineage: Eukaryota; Metazoa; Arthropoda; Insecta; Diptera; Glossinidae
Exons: 2
Coding region: 1557-1931 (124 amino acids)
Source: RefSeq, a predicted model, not a curated record
UAAUGGCUUCGCGUUACGCAAUUAACGCCCAAAUGGUUACACAAGUACAAAUUAAUAGAUUCCUGAAAAUUAUCCUCAAUAAUUGGAAAAUGAAAUUGCAAAAAAUAGCUGACAUCCUAAAGAUAUCUGUAGACAAUGUAUUCAAUUGUUGUUGUUUUCGCAUUGUAUACUGGGCUUACUCACAGUAGAGCAAGCUACAAAGGCAAAAUUGCAAGACUUGAAGUUUGAAUUGCUGUUUGACUAGCGUAGCAAAACAUGCUUUAGGGGUGAUCCCCAAUCGUUGUAGAAAAAAGACCUAGACAUUUUUUUUGUAAUAUGACCAAUCACUCAGGAUAUGUCUCCUAUAGGUUUGACAUAAAGAUAGUCAGAAAGAAGAAUUUAUUGACCAGUGUAUUAUCUACGAGAGCGACGCGGUUAAAUCAGUCUUGAGGACGACUAUACUGACAAAUAAAAUAGAAUUUGGCAAAAAAAGUGGUUCCUUUACCUCGUCCCGGAAUUUAUUGAUCGAUGUAUUCGAUAAUGAAAGAUAGUCAAAAACUUUUGGGAGCAUUUUUUGCGAUAAAAUAUUAUACAUGUAGAUAGGUAGAUGAAUACACACACACACACACGCGCAUAUAUAUAUAUAUACAUAUAUAUCUAUUUUUACUUUGUUUAUAUAUAUGUGCGCGUACGGCUUCACAUGCUCAAUAUGCUCAUUCCCACCUCUAUUGCAGACCACGAUAGGUAUAAUAUUUUUGACAGCCAUUUUCACGCUUGACUUGACCUCCGGCUGCGGCUGGUCAGAAGCUCAUACUUUUAGGACUAUGAUGGUUUCUGCUAGACAUUUAGCAAAUUGUUCAUUUCAGUAUUCUACUUAUCCAAAAUCGAUCGAGCACCAACAGCUUUCAAGUUUUGUCAAAAUUUAAUACAGCCCGUGUUCACAUGCUAUUGUGUGUCAAACCGCAUCAAUGUACCGCAAUUCAUGAAAAUAUCUCAGAAAUUGCGACCAGCAGGUCGAAUGCAAAAAAAACGAGAUGGACAGACGGACAGACAAGCUUAAAUUGAUUGAGAAAGCGGCUCCCAAUCGGCCGGAAUAAUAAAAAGUGGGCCCAUUUCAAGACCUUCUGGGGGUUGCAUGCGUACGCACAAACUUAAUACAUCCUUGUACCUAUCACAAGCAGUUCCGGUUCAUAUAUUCCUUUUUCAUAUUGAGAGGUUUCACAAACAGGCAAAAGUAACGACAACGAGGAAAUGUAUGUGAAUGGAGCGGCUGAAAACAUUGCAAUGUUCAAGGAUAAGCGAGACUAUCAUCUUUACAAAGACAAGCGAAUGUGAAGCGAAUGAUAAGUUUUGCUAAUUUUGUCAAUCCCUAUAAGAAACCCAGUUAGCAAUUUCUAAACUAACUAAACUAACAUUCAAGAAAACAAAUCGAAUGUAUUGUGCUAUGCAGUAGGGAAAAAAGUAAUGACACGCAUUGGGAACGGGGAGGAAUGCAUUAUAUGUCAUACAUACAUUUAUAAAAUGAAAUAUAAAUGAAAUGAAUUUCCUUUUCUUUGCUCUCUCUCUCUCACACAUAUAUGUUUUGUUUUGUUUCGUUAUUUGUCGUUUUCCAGGUAAUCUUGGCAGUUGUUAUUGCCGUGGCGUACGCUUCUCCCAAACCGGGCUAUUAUGGCAAACAUGAACAUCAUACCAUACACGUUCCAUAUAAUAUUCACACCAUACAUCAUCAUCAUGUACAAAAGGUGCCAGUUUAUAAACAUAUUAUUAAAGAAGUUCCCGUAAUUAAGCAGGUAGUUAAAGAAGUGCCUGUCGUUAAGGAGAUAGUCAAAGAAGUUCCGGUGGUCAAAGAAGUGCACGUUCCAAUCAUUAAAGAAGUUCAUGUACCUGUACAUCAUGUUCAUCACGAAGAUCAUGUUGUGCAUAAAGAUUUCUCCUCGAGUGGCUGGUAUUAGAAUUUUAAGAAGAAUACCUUUACCUUACCGAUCUUGUCCGAUUAUCUUUAAAUUCCUUUUUUUCUCUUCACAUUUUUUUAGUCACAAUGUACAUAAUUAGGAACUUUUCUCUUAUUUUUGUUUUAAUUUUUUUUUUUUUAAUUAUAUUGUAAAAUUAUUAUUAUUUUACUUCUCA